Molecule: messenger RNA, 1461 nt
Organism: Blastomyces dermatitidis ER-3
Lineage: Eukaryota; Fungi; Ascomycota; Eurotiomycetes; Onygenales; Ajellomycetaceae
Exons: 2
Coding region: 1-1461 (486 amino acids)
Source: RefSeq, a predicted model, not a curated record
AUGAUGGGCCCUCCACCCCCUUACAUGGCACCCAACGCGUCUGGUGCAUACCAGGCGGAGACCUAUGAUGCCAUGAGGUAUCACAUCGACCGGCUCCAGGGGAUGCUCAACGCAGCUGAAAUGGAUCUUCAGCAUACCAGAGGCAAACUGGACGAAGCCCGUGCCGCUGGUCAGCGUGACCGCGACGCGAUCCGCAAAAUGGAGAACCGAAUUGCAGAGCUGGAAGCCAUCGUCAACAAGCAGAAGCCGGCCAUCGGCGCUCAGAGCAAGACGGUUGCUCCCACCUCCACCAAGCCCAAGCCUCGUGCGCUGUCGUUUAGUUUCACUACUCCGCAGCACCACUUGGCGAAUGGCCAGGAGGCAACUCGCGUCUCGCGUUAUCGCCACGUCUUCAAUAACCCGCCGCCCAAAUUUGGGCUUGGGGAUCUGCCUACCCCGAACCCUGCAGGGGAUAAUCAAGCUACUGCAAAUGUCGCAGCUGAUGCCAGUUCCGCUGCUACGGUUCCCACCAUGUCUGCAGUCGACCGUUUGAAUGCGUUUGUACCCCCCAUUGGGGCCCAGGCUGCUGCCGAGGAGAAACCCGUCCCUCUAUCCUCCCUGCCCAGGAACCCACCUGAAGGCAUGAUGAUCAUGGAGGAGACCAACCUCAGCGCGAUGGACUUUGGGUACAAGUUCCAUUCCCUGUUCGAGAAAUCCGAAGCCUUCGGCCAGCGGUAUAUCAACUCGCCAACCGGGUAUGCGGACCCCAACAACACGAUUGGUUCGGAAACCAUGAUGCACUUGAUGCAGGCUUCGCAUCCAGACUCGGUGUCUACUCUUCUGACAGACACAACCACGCGCUUCGUGCUCCUGACCAAGGCGAUUAACUUGUAUCUUACCAGCAAGGUGCUUCGCAUAUCUGUUGUUAAGGGCUUCGAUUCCACUGCCGACUCUGAAAUCGGGCAGAUGAUGACGCUCUUGUAUCCUGACGCCCCGACAAGUGUCCGCGCCCUCCUCUUCGAAGCCAUGCGCCGCCAAGUAAACCGCAUCCGCAACAAACCCCUCUUUGCAAGCUUCUACAACAAGCGCAAAAACGAGCACGCAACCACUCUCUUCCGCUUAAUCUCCCCGCUUGUCCAGCGCAACCACCCAAACAUCUGGACCGACUUCGUCAGCAUCAUCGAAGAAGCGCACAGCGUCGCCCUGACCAUGUUCUCGGGCCCCUACGAGUUCCAGCUCCACUUCGCGGACGUCGGCGACCUGUUCGAUGCGCACUCGAUGUUUCAUCGGGACACGGCGUUGGUUGGGCGCGACCCGCAGACGCUGAUGAAGAAGGGCCAUCGCGUUAAGCUGAGCGUUACGCCGAUGAUCUGGUUUCGUAAUAAUGCUACGCCAGUGAAUGAGCCGAUGCAGAUUGUUAAUAUGGGGCUUGUUGUGCUUUCGCCCGCGAUGGAUGCUGCCACUGCUGCAGGUAAUGUCUGA